CUCCGGACGGGACUCCCACGCAGCUGCCGUGUCUCCUCCAAACUUCUUCGCCUCUUUCCACAACUUUUUCACAACUUUGUCAGAGCUCUGCAAAAAGUCCGAGACAUCACAGCUGACUGCAUGGCUACAUGAAAGUUUCAUGGACUUGGAACUUGGAAAACUUUUAGCGGCGCUUUAUUGGAGCUCGUCGCCUCUCUAGUUACUGUGGAUUACUGACAUAACGCAGGACCUUUGGCAGCUAUUUAUUGGGGGUUAUCACCGUGUCUUGUGCAGAGGUCUGAGCCGAGAUGGGGAGCAAAGCCCUGCACGCUCCGAUCCCCCUGCACCCGGCCCUACAGCUCACAAACUACUCCUUCCUGCAGGCCGUCAACACUUUCCCCGCUGACCAGCUGCAGGGACUGUACGGCCUCAGCGCGGUGCAAACCAUGCACAUGAACCACUGGACUCUUGGUUACCCACACAUCCAAGGACUGAGGUCGACGAUCACAGAGAUGGGUCUAGUAGACCCCAGGAUCUCCUUCCCGGCGUUACCCUUCACAGCCGCAGCGCAGCUCUUCCAUCCAAAACAAGCCGCCGGUGCGCACGGCAUCCCCUCGCUGCACAAGGACAGGCCGAGGUUUGACUUCGCCAACCUGGCCCUUGCUGCCACUCAGGAGGACCCGCCGAAAGCUGCGGAUCUGGCGAAGCUGGCAUCGGGACUAGGGGGAACCAUCUCCGAGCUGAGCAAGCUGUCCCCGGACAGAAAGCCCACCCGGGGCAGGCUCCCAUCCAAGACUAAAAAGGAAUUUAUUUGCAAGUUCUGCGGCAGGCAUUUCACCAAGUCCUACAACCUCCUCAUUCACGAGAGGACCCACACAGACGAACGGCCCUAUACCUGUGAUAUUUGCCACAAAGCCUUUAGAAGGCAAGACCAUCUCAGAGACCACAGAUACAUCCACUCCAAGGAAAAACCAUUCAAAUGUCAAGAAUGUGGGAAGGGAUUCUGUCAGUCUCGAACUCUAGCCGUCCAUAAAACCUUACAUAUGCAGGAGUCUCCCCACAAAUGCCCCACAUGCGGAAGAACCUUUAAUCAAAGAAGUAACCUGAAAACUCACCUUCUCACCCAUACAGACAUCAAGCCCUACAGCUGUGGCCGCUGCGGAAAGGUGUUUCGGCGCAACUGUGACUUGCGACGGCACAGUUUGACGCACAGCCCACAUCAGGACUACUAGCCUGGACAGACUAACAAAAUAACAAUGGACAAAAACGCAGGAACACGAGUCAGCGACUGUUAUUUGUUCAAAGACAAUCUCCAAACCAGGACACGUUUACUGACGCACAUUAUAGAGUGGGAUUUGGUUGCAUCUCAAGUGGGACAACAGCGGAGCCGUGGCCAUGUCCAGCGUUCAUACCACCUGUAAAUAUCAAGACCAUGUACAUAAUGUUAUUUUUUAUUUUCCUUUCUGACCUUGAAAUGAUAAAGUUGUCAAAAACAGUCAUAAGUUUAAAGUAUGUUAAAUUGUA
This is a messenger RNA of Centropristis striata (black sea bass), 1503 nucleotides long. It is a transcript of the gene osr2, whose product is annotated as odd-skipped related transciption factor 2. The coding region runs from base 288 to 1211 and encodes 307 amino acids. Gene Ontology annotation, biological process: urogenital system development; embryo development; regulation of transcription by RNA polymerase II. Gene Ontology annotation, molecular function: DNA-binding transcription factor activity, RNA polymerase II-specific; RNA polymerase II transcription regulatory region sequence-specific DNA binding. Gene Ontology annotation, cellular component: nucleus. The record is from RefSeq and is a predicted model, not a curated record. The transcript is spliced from 4 exons. NCBI's taxonomy places the organism in Eukaryota, Metazoa, Chordata, Actinopteri, Perciformes, Serranidae.